ACGACAAGAUGACAUCAGUCGAGACUGUUGAAAGUCAUGUUUUAUCAACUUGUUUGUCAGGAGCUCGCUUCGCCUUAAAAACUGUUCAUACGUAGAGCAUGUCCUUGCGUAUCAAAUUAACCGAGAGACAAAAACUCCAUAUGCCGCUGAUGAAGUGGACCAAAAGCAUAUCUGUAGACAACCCGCUGAGGGACCCUGAAACACAUGUGACGUCACGCCGUAGAUUCUGAAGGGAAGAUUGAAAAACCAUCAGCUCCUCCAACAGAUUUACAAAUAGUUUUAUUUUUUGGGGAGUUUCCUGCUUUAUAUAAACAUUAUGGAUAGUAACGAAUGAUAAGAGUGACACACAGAAGGAACAGCUGAUUCCCCAUAUAUGUGACGGUUACCACGGUAACUAUAACUUCUUGGAGAUGAGACUGCUGUGUAUGCCUGCCCUCACUGCGCUGAUAGUGAUAACGAUCCAUGUCUGCCAUGCUGGGGGAGUAGCCAUUGUUGACUACAAACACGAGGAUUGUCGGUACCACGUCCACUUUCAUCCUUUGUCUUGGAGCGAGGCUUACAACGUAUGCAAAGACAAGAAUCAAACCCUGCUGAAAUUAGACGAUUUGGCAGAACAUACUAAAAUACAUUCUAUUGUGGAUUCCAAAAUAAAUAAAGUCCUGGGCUCCUCAUUAGACUCAGUUUGGAUUGGACUUCAUGCCACUUCUCAAGGCGGAGAUUUACAUCAUUUCUGGCCCGACUGUGGCCAGCUGACCUCCUACACAGGCUUUAAUCCCUGGCAGAGUUCUUCAGAGGAUCAGAAAGAAGGGUGUGUCAUGUUCCUCCCAUCAUCCACCUACUACUCCGCAGUGAAUUGCUAUUCUUCACUUCCUUAUAUUUGCGAAAACAUAGAAGCAGAUCCAGUCCAGUGUUUCUUCCCUGAGACGAACGAUGUAGUCAAAAGUUCAUUUUCAGUUUCAUUCAUAUACCACACUGUAGACCCGUUUUCUUGUGCUAAAAUAUGUCAUGAAGAUAGUUCCUGUGCAGGUGUAAUGCACGGCGGUAGCUGUGAAAUCCUCGCCAGCGUAAACCCCCCACAAGCUCUAGCCGCUCGUUACGAUUUAUACCUUGACAGUGUAAUCGAUUGGAUUCAGUAUACAUCUAUGGCCUCAUCGAUUCCUCCCAGGGAUGCCUGCAGUGUGACGUCACACAGUACACUUCUGACAACGCCAACCGCCCUCUAUGCUUCCUCUGAGUCGGUGACCACGUCAGCUGAACCCACCCUCACAACAUUAUUCCCCAGUACAACCCCACCCUCCCCAUCUAGCACUGCCACACUCAGUACCCCUCAUCUUCAGACAGUGACCGGCUCCAUCCAUUCAUCGCCUGUAAUGUCGUCAUUAUUAUCAUCGUCAACCUCCGUGUGUUAUUGUCCCUGUGUGAACAAUGUUACGUACACCCCUCAAGAACUUCAACAGAAGAUAGAGAAGAUGAAGUCCGAGUUAACAGUAGAGGCAAAACAAACCAACAAAUACAAGAGGAGUCUGAUUAGCGUGCCCGACUCCCGGCCGUCAGCCCAGGGCAUCGGGAGCAGCGUAGGGGUGCUGACUCUGGGCAUUGUCAUCGCCUUGCUUGUCGCCUUUGAUUUUCCUCGUGCUUCUCGUCAUACAUUGAAAAUUGUCAGAAUGGCAAAAGCGAGGUUCAUGAAAAACCAACCUUGAUAUUAGUGACUGACAGAUUGAAUGUUCUAUUGUGCUCGGUCUAUUUAAGAUGAAAUUUAAAGAUAGUUUAAUUUGUCUUGAAAAACAGGUUUGGGAAGUCUUCUUAUUUUUAAGUAUUUUUCUGCUGGAUCGAUGCUCUGCUCGAUUUCAUGAAUAUUGAUGAAUUCGUUUUAAAUCCAUCACUGCCCCAUUCCCAUUUUUAUAUGUGACAGACACAUAAAUAAAUAUUUAAUUGUUAUCUAUAAAGUACUAUAAUAUACGAAAGACAAAUAGGGCCAUAUAAAAAAUAUCUCGUUUUUACAAGUUAAUUAUCUCGUUAUUACGGUCUUUUAUAACAAUAAGAUACGGUUUUAUAAUGAUAUAUUGAUUUAAGAUUUUUUUAAAAAGAUAUAUUUUAAGAUUCUUAAUAUUUUAUAUGUAUGCA
This is a messenger RNA of Magallana angulata, 2124 nucleotides long. RefSeq lists its product as uncharacterized. The coding region runs from base 411 to 1700 and encodes 429 amino acids. The record is from RefSeq and is a predicted model, not a curated record. The transcript has 9 exons. NCBI's taxonomy places the organism in Eukaryota, Metazoa, Mollusca, Bivalvia, Ostreida, Ostreidae.